Messenger RNA from Xiphias gladius (swordfish), 559 nucleotides. Its product is annotated as ATP-binding cassette sub-family D member 3-like. The transcript is spliced from 7 exons. The annotation marks the transcript as partial. Gene Ontology annotation, biological process: fatty acid beta-oxidation; long-chain fatty acid import into peroxisome; peroxisome organization. Gene Ontology annotation, molecular function: long-chain fatty acid transmembrane transporter activity; ATP hydrolysis activity; ATP binding. Gene Ontology annotation, cellular component: peroxisomal membrane. NCBI's taxonomy places the organism in Eukaryota, Metazoa, Chordata, Actinopteri, Istiophoriformes, Xiphiidae. The record is from RefSeq and is a predicted model, not a curated record.
CGACUCGCAUUACUGAACUUAUGAAAGUCCUGAAAGAGCUGAAUGGUGGCAAAUAUGAACGCACCAUGGUCUCCCAGCAGGAGAAGGACACUGCAGAGAAACUCAUACUGGUGCCUGGAAGUGGUCAAAUUAUCAACAGAGAUAACAUCAUCAAAUUUGACCAUACCCCACUAGCAACACCCAAUGGAGACAUCCUUAUAAGAGAUCUCACAUUUGAGGUAAGGUCUGGCACCAAUGUUCUUGUGUGUGGACCAAAUGGCUGUGGAAAGAGCUCUCUGUUCAGAGUGCUUGGAGAGCUGUGGCCUCUGUUUGGAGGACACCUGACAAAACCUGAGAGAGGGAAGCUCUUCUAUGUUCCACAGAGACCCUACAUGACUCUGGGUUCUCUGAGGGACCAAGUCAUUUACCCUGACACCCAUGAAGAACAGAGGAGGAAAAGCAUCUCUGAUCAGGUGUUGAAGGAGUACCUGGACAAUGUUCAGCUGGGACACAUCCUAGACAGGGAGGGCAGCUGGGACUCAGUCCAAGACUGGAUGGACGUCCUCAGUGGAGGAGAGAA